AUGGAUGCCAUGUCCACCCUGAACGUAGUGGUCGUCAGCUUCUUGUUGCCGGCGGGCAUCUUCUGGCAAUUGAGUAUCUCCACAUCGAAUGCCGUGAUUGCAGCAUUGUCUGCGUUUCUCUCUUUGGUUUCCCUGGCGUACUGGAAGCUCUACCUGUGGCCCUUCUGGUUCAGUCCUCUGCGCAAAUUGCCCGAACCGCCGGGUGGUCACCGUUUUCGCGGCCAUGUGAAACUGGUUCCGAACGAACGAUCGGGCAUGCCCUUGCAAGAAUGGAUUAACAAUGUAUCCAACACCGGGCUGAUCCGAUAUCGCAUGCGGUUCAACAAGGAGGUAGUAUUUGUCACCAGUCCCAAGGGCCUCUCCGAGGUCCUAGUUCAGAAGAAUUACGAGUUCGCCAAGCCGUACAAGUUGCGACUAGGGCUGGGUCGGAUUCUGGGGAUUGGGUUGAUCAUCGCCGAGGGCAAGGAACAUAAGACGCAACGCAAACACUUGAUGCCUGCUUUUUCGCACCGACACAUCAAAAACCUCUAUCCCAUUUUCUGGGACAAAUCCGUCGCGCUGGCCCGAGUACUUGAAGAAGCCAUCUUGCAGACUGCGGAUCAAUCAAGCAAUCCAUCGAGUAAGGUCUUCGACGUGGCGGACUGGCUGGCACGGGCAACUUUGGAUAUCCUGGGCGCAGCCGGAUUCGGGGAGGAAUUUGACACUCUCCAUAACCCGGACAAUGAGAUCUGCCGUGCCUACCGGGGCGUGUUUGAGCAACGACCCCCUCAAGGCAUUCUGGCAAUGGGCCUGUUCCUGUUGCGUGAGACUGUCAUAAGCGCUCUGAGUCUGCCGCGCCAUGACAGUGUCACCAUGGCCACCAACACAUUGACAAGCGUGGCACGUCGGCUGAUCUCCAACAAGAAGACCAGCGCCGAAAAAUGUGACAGUGACGGACGAGAUAUAAUCUCCGUCGCGCUGGAUUCGGGCAAUUUCACGGAUUCAAUGCUGGAGAACCAUCUAUUGACCUUUCUGGCGGCCGGACACGAAACCACGGCGACAUCGAUGACCUGGGCCCUCUAUGCCUUGUGUUUGUACCCGAAGAUCCAAGAACGACUGCGCGCAGAGGUUCGCCUCCGACUGCCGCGCAUUUUGGACGAUACUUCACAUACGCCGAUGACGGCCGAACUCCUGGAUAGUCUACCAUACUUGCAUGCCUUCUGCAAUGAAGUCUUCCGUCUAUACCCGCCUGCCGGUCUCACUCGACGGGUAGCGGUGAAUGACAUCUCCAUCCUAGGCCAGUUUAUUCCCGCAGGCACGGAGAUCGUGAUCUCGCCGCGCGCCCUGAAUGUGUCGCGAGAAUUAUGGGGGGACGAUGCGAAUGUCUUCAAUCCCGAUCGAUGGCUCGGGCCGAAUAUGGCCAACACCGGUGGUGGCCUGACUAACUUUUCCUUCAUGACUUUUCUUCAUGGUCCACGGUCCUGCAUAGGGCAGGGCUUUGCUCGUGGCGAGUUCGCCAGUCUGGUCGCGGCGCUGGUGGGCACGUUUGAGAUGACGCUGGCGGAGGAAUCAGAGAUAACCAUCGAGACCGGGUUGACCUCACGGCCCAAGGGCGGAUUGCGCGUGCGAUUUUGUCGCGUGUGA
This is a messenger RNA of Penicillium samsonianum, 1623 nucleotides long. Its product is annotated as cytochrome P450. The coding region runs from base 1 to 1623 and encodes 540 amino acids. The transcript is spliced from 4 exons. The record is from RefSeq and is a predicted model, not a curated record. Gene Ontology annotation, molecular function: monooxygenase activity; oxidoreductase activity, acting on paired donors, with incorporation or reduction of molecular oxygen; heme binding. NCBI's taxonomy places the organism in Eukaryota, Fungi, Ascomycota, Eurotiomycetes, Eurotiales, Aspergillaceae.